Molecule: messenger RNA, 3842 nt
Organism: Gaeumannomyces tritici R3-111a-1
Lineage: Eukaryota; Fungi; Ascomycota; Sordariomycetes; Magnaporthales; Magnaporthaceae
Exons: 7
Coding region: 864-3374 (836 amino acids)
Biological process (GO): galactose metabolic process
Molecular function (GO): nucleic acid binding
Source: RefSeq, a predicted model, not a curated record
GGCUCGAUUUUGGUGGGUUACUUUCCUGGCUCCCAAGCACGCAGAAAGACAUUGAGGCCCGCCCCGUCUCUGCCACCACCUCCAAAAUAUUUCCCACGCAUUCCACAGUCCCUGCGCAACCACCAAACGAGGCUUUUGCAGGGCCUGCGAUAUCCCCCCACGUGGAGGAGAGUGAAUCGGGGAUGGACACCGAUCAGGCCUGACACUUGACCGAAUUUUGGCUUCUCGACCGCCCGUCGUAUCUGCAUCUGCGCCCCCCUGCGGCAGACCAGACCCUCCCUCUGCAGGCCUCUGCUGCCCUCUUGCGCAUCCGCGCGUCGGCACGCCCUCGACCUCAGCCCCAACCAGGCCAGCACCCAUCACCGGCUUCCUCUCCAUCGCCAGAGCGGGACACAAGACCCGGCAUUGCGUCAGAAUCUCUGCAUCACCUUCCUGUGGCCCCCUCGUCUCCCGCCUCUGACAAGAGCGACCCUGACCGGAUCGCAAGCCACCCCGGCCGAAUCAAAAAGGCGCCCCUUGUCCCGUCCACCCGCGCCAUUCGACCUCGUCGCGAUCAGCCUGGAGGAUACCCCGAGACAGUCUUUCGUCCGUUAUCAUGGCUACAAGCUCACGACUACAAUGAUUGCCUGUUCCAACCUUCCUCCGCGGACCGUCUCGAUCCAUCAUCUUCUCUCUUGACUUUCUCACGACUCGUUCUAUAGACCUCUUUUGCUUCGUGGUCGCCCCGCUUCUCAACCUUCACUAGCCUGCCAGGCGCCUUUUGUCGACUUUUCGUCCCGGGUGUUUUAUCUUGUUUUAUUUUUCUCGUCACAUCCGGUCUUGGCGGGAUCGGCACUCAAAUCUCGUCCCCGAGCAACCUAGACAUGAUGUCUAUGCCUGCACCUCCAGCCAUGUCAGGCAUGAAGAAACUCUCGUUUGCAAAGGUCGCAGCAUCGGCGUCCAAGGAAGGUGGGCCUGGGCAUCGGAAGGCCGGGCACACAGCUGCAAAGAGCCCUCUGGGCCCAAAGGCGGCGGCCCCCUUGCCGAACAACGUCGCCAACCCGAAUAAAGAUAUGAGAUCACAGGCCGCGCAGAACGCAACAGGCGCGGCGUCACGGUCGGCCACGACUGAUCGGUCUGCCGAAAGCAAAGUGGUGCAAGGACUGAGGGACUUGAAGCUGGAGAUGAAGCCCCCGAACCUUGUCGUCAACGGCUCAAGCUCAACUUCUACUGAGCAGUCCAGCAAGACAGCCACCAGUCAGACCCCGUCAGAUGACGUCUCCCAAAAGGCAGACUCGAGCUCUGAGCUCGGCACGAAACCGCCGAGUCUGGACGGCAAGAGCAUCACCUCCGGGACGACCUUCAACGUGCUGGACGAGAAGGAGUCCCUGCGUCCUGACGACAGCGCCAGCGUGAAGGCGGCGGCCGACGAGGAUGAUGCCUUCUCCAUCCGUGGUUCCCUCAUUGCGAACUCGCGCGUGGGGUCGGACGUUGCUGGUCGCUUCCGCAACAUCCAAAUCGGAGACAUGCCACCGAGAGUCGUCGUGGCCCAUGCCCUGGCCUCCCCCAACGUGCAGGGGACCAUGACUCCAGAGAGCGCCACCUCUGAGCAGCCGCCGGCCGCGAACGUCACCGUCCCGCUGGCGACGGCCCCCAUCAGCCAAGAGGUGUUGAGUGGGAAUGGGUUUUACAGCCAGAACCCCGAUGAAAAGCUCCUCGAGGCCAUGAAGUCUCAAAAAGAUCGCCUCUUCCUGUUGAGACUGGAGAACCAAGUGAUUGAGUUUGUGCAGGAUUCCAAAGAGCCUUUCAUGGACCUUCCACCCUGCAACUCAUUUUGCAGGCUGUUGACCCACAAGCUCGCCGACUACUAUCACAUGACACACUCUUUUGAGGCGGUUGCUGGUGCCGUUCGGAUCUACCGUACCCCAUUUUGUCGCGUGCCGCCCUCGCUCCAGAGCAUCGCCCCAGCCAGUGAAUCGACGAGCAGCACGCCGCCCUUAGUCAUGCUGCCCAGGAAAAUCAUGCGCCGUGGCGAAGAGGGCGAUUCUGCCCCCGUCAGUGCAGGCGCCUCCAAGGCCACGUCCGAGGAUGGCAGUGAUCUGAAAGACAAGGGAGGCUCCGCAAAUCUCAAGUUGACCCGUGAGGAACGAGAAGAGGCCUACAACAAGGCAAGGCUGAGAAUCUUCGGCACGACAGCACAGACGGAGAAUCCAAGUCUAGAUAACGAGGACAGCACCGGGGUGUCUCGCGCUAGCUCCGUGUCUGCUAAGGACAAGUCCCUUGCAAACAAGCGGACCAAGGUCACUAAGCAGCGACGAGACGACUCCGAGGGCUUUGACUCGCGCUCACAGUACACCCCAUACUACCACCCGCACCAGCCAAUGUGGGCUCCGCAGUAUGUCCCUGUGGGCAACGGCAGCGUUCAGUUCACCCCCCAGACACAGCCGCAACCGGCGUAUGCACCAACAUAUGGGCCAGUAGUUGCCGGUCAGCAAUACCCUUCGACUAUGGUGCCAGCAAACAACUUCGCUCCCCAGUACAGCAACCAGCAGUCGAAUCCCGUCCCACCCGCCGCCAGCCAGAGGUUUCCCCCGCCACCUGCCACCCAGCAGAUGUCGGGCUACACUGUGCCACCAGUGCAGGUGCAACAGGUGCCGGUACAAGGCACCCCGCCGCAGUCGUGGCAGCAGCCACCGUUCAACGGUAACCAAACACCAUAUCAGGCGAGGGCCACGCCUGUGGCCCCGGCAAUGCCGCCGACAAUGGUCAUGGGGCCUAACGGGAAUCCAUACCCCUAUGGCCAACUGCCUGUACACUCCAACCCUCAUGACCCCAAGAGCCAACACCCUAUCCCGGGCAGCUACAACCGACUCCACGCCUUUAACCCAAAGACGCAGUCUUUCGUCCCAGGCACCGGCAUGCCGCCCAUGCCGCCUGGUCCCCCGGUGCCUCCCGUCGGUCCCUAUAUUGGUCCCGCCCAGACACAGCAGGCGCCGGGCCCCAUCGCGAACGCGCCGCCAAUCCCGUACGGCGCGCCGCCAAUCAUGCCGCUUCCUCAUCAUCCUCCCCCGUAUGGCCCGACCGGCGGAGGCUUCGGCAUGAUGAGGCAGGGCUCUAACAACAGCCUCCCACCGCAAUAUCACCACAUGCCGCCCCAUGCGCAGCAGCCACCCGUUGUUGCGCAACACCAGCACCAACAUCCGCAUCGGCAGCAUCCCCGCCAGCACGUCCCGCCGCCUCAUGCCGUACAGCCUCAUCCGCAUCAGGUCCACCACCAGUCGCCACGGGUGCCGACCAAGCCAGUAUUGGCACAGGGGUCCACAUCCGGGCCCGGCUUCAGCCAUCUGCCAAACUAUGGGAAUCCCGCCACACUCCCUCAGAAGCCGUCUACUUAGAAAGAAGGGAUUGCUGGGUCGUGCUUUGGGGGACGGCGGUUGCUGGCGGGUCGUGUUUUUGGCAUGUUCUGAUGCGGGAUAUACCGGCACGGGAGCAAUAUGCGGACAGGCGCACUGGUUGGCGGUGGCGGGAAGGGAAUUCUCCAGUCACAUUUUCAGCCCUUCUCCUCUACUUUUUUCAGAGAAGCAAUGACGGCGUUUUGGGGAGAUGAUGGUUCAUGGUUGUGCAAGAGUCAGCGAUGCUGUGAUGGCUGCUGACCAGAGGCCUUACAGAAAGGUACAGGUUGGGUUUGCAUGCUUCGCAUAGGCGAGCGAAUACACCUAAUGCGAAUAUUACUUGUCAACAAGCAAAGGAAGAAAGUCAAGUAGUAAUGAUGAACGAUUUCAUAGGUCGCCAGACUGUGUGAAGGGGAUGUAUAUGCAGAACUCCAGCACUGCUGCCCAAUUCCGUGCAUAUAUGCAUGGCAU